This is a messenger RNA of Elephantulus edwardii (Cape elephant shrew), 543 nucleotides long. RefSeq names its product adenine phosphoribosyltransferase (gene APRT). Gene Ontology annotation, biological process: AMP salvage; adenine salvage. The transcript is spliced from 5 exons. NCBI's taxonomy places the organism in Eukaryota, Metazoa, Chordata, Mammalia, Macroscelidea, Macroscelididae. The record is from RefSeq and is a predicted model, not a curated record. Bases 1 to 543 code for a protein of 180 amino acids. Gene Ontology annotation, molecular function: adenine phosphoribosyltransferase activity; AMP binding; adenine binding. Gene Ontology annotation, cellular component: cytoplasm.
AUGGACGAGUCACAGCUGCAGCUGGUGGCGCGGCGGAUCCGCAGCUUCCCAGACUUCCCCAGUCCCGGUGUGCUGUUCAGAGACAUCUCGCCCGUCCUGAAGGACCCUGACUCCUUCCGUGCCUCCAUCAGCCUCCUGGCCAGUCACCUGAAGAAGACCCAUGGCGGGAAGAUCGACUAUAUCGCCGGCCUGGACUCCCGCGGUUUCCUGUUCGGGCCCUCCCUGGCCCAGGAGCUUGGCCUAGGGUGCUUGCUCAUCCGGAAGCGUGGGAAGCUGCCUGGCCCCACCGUGUCCACCUCGUACACACUGGAGUACGGGAAGGCUGAGCUGGAGAUCCAGAAGGAUGCCCUGGAGCCCGGACAAAAAGUGGUCGUGGUGGACGAUCUGCUGGCCACUGGAGGAACCAUGCGGGCAGCGUGUGAGCUGCUGGGCCAGCUGCAGGCCGAGGUGCUGGAGUGCGUGAGCCUGGUGGAGCUGACGUCGCUGAGGGGGCGGGAGAAGGUGGCCCCAGUGCCCUUCUUUGCCCUGCUGCAGUACGAGUGA